AUAAAUUAAAUAGAAAGACAGAUAAAGAAACGAAAGAAAUGAGCCAGAUCAAAUAUGCACCAAAGGUCGUGUUUUGGAUUUCGUUAUUCGUGAUUGUGUUUGCCUUCGUCGCCAUUACGUCGGAUUCGCUGGGCUACAAACUCCCAGUACUUGUUCCCGACACAAGGAACGCGUCCUUAUACGAUUUCUCCUACAAAAAGCCAUUCUAUGUGAACACGACAUCAGGAAAAAGUACUUUAACAGCAAGAAAUACAUUUCACAAAUCUUUUCAAAAUAACAUUUCUACAACUGCCAUAUCCGAUAUGACGACCACACUAGAAUCUAAUUCUCGUGCAGUCAUGAAAACGCACGUGGCGUUUCUGAAAGUCCACAAGCAGGGUCGACAACUAUGCAAAACCUGUUUUUCAGAUUUGGUAUUCGGCAUAAUUUAAAUAUUCUCCUUCCGAGAAGAGGCAACUAUCUAUAUUCACCGGGUCAGAAGCUACUAUUAAGGUCUGGUCAACACUACGAUAUUUUUACAUGCCACACCGUUUAUAACACGAAGUGGUUUAAAAGCCUACUUCCGGCAGAUGCGGUAAAUAUCGCCAUAGUCCGUGAGCCGGUCGAUAGAAUGAUCAGUUCAGCAUACUAUUAUAGGGAUAUUUUUGGUAUUAAAUACUAAAAAAGAAUUCCAUCUGGCAAUUUCAU
Ruditapes philippinarum (Manila clam) is the source of this 687-nucleotide messenger RNA. RefSeq lists its product as uncharacterized. Lineage: Eukaryota; Metazoa; Mollusca; Bivalvia; Venerida; Veneridae. Bases 39 to 431 code for a protein of 130 amino acids. The record is from RefSeq and is a predicted model, not a curated record. The transcript is spliced from 2 exons.